CCGCGGGCUCGGAUCAUGGCGGUGCCGCGGAUCCUGUGGGCAGCAGCCCCCCGGCUCUACAGCAGCCUCCCAGCCCCGGUGCCAGCCCCAGCCCCGGCCCCAGCAGCCCGUUCCCCCGGUCCCGGUGCGGAUGACAGGCUGCUCACCGAGCCUCUCAGCCAGCCCGACUUCUUCAACGUGAAGGAGCUCUUCUCCCUGAAAGAUCUCUUCAAUGCCCGGGUGCACCUGGGGCACAAAAAGGGAUGCCGGCAUAGGUUCAUGGAGCCCUACAUCUUCGGCUGCCGCCUGGAUCAGGACAUCAUCGACUUGGACCAGACGAUGGAUCAUCUCCAGCUGGCCCUCAACUUCACCGCCCACAUCGCCUACCGCAAGGGCAUCAUCCUCUUCGUCAGCCGCAACCGCCAGUUCUGCCACCUGGUCGAGAGCACGGCGCGGGAGUGCGGGGAGUACGCGCACACGCGCUACUGGCAGGGCGGCCUGCUCACCAACGCCCACAUCCAGUUCGGGUCCGGCGUCCGCCUGCCCGACCUCCUCAUCUUUCUCAGCAGCCUCAACAACGUCUUCGAGCCCCAUGUGGCCAUCCGGGAUGCUGCCAAGAUGAACAUCCCCACGGUGGGGGUGGUGGACACAAACUGUAACCCCUGCCUCAUCACCUACCCCAUCCCUGGGAACGAUGACAGCCCCACCGCCAUGGAGCUCUACUGCAAGCUCUUCAAGAUGACCAUCAUUCGUGCAAAGGAUUACAGGAAGCAGAGGGAGGUCUUCCACGAGCUCCAGAGCAAAGCGGAAGGCAAUUAGAGCAGCUUCGUGCUGGCCGAGGGACAGGCGUGACUGUGCCCAGCAGUGUGGCGCAGCUCCCAGCUGGAGACAAGGGUCCUGCUCUGCUCCCAUGGGUGCUGCACCCACAGCAUCGCUCUGGUCCUGCACCCAGAGCACCAGCUUUAAGCAGAGCAGUGCUGAGGGACGUCUCCAGCUCAGAAACAAUUUGGCUGGAGCGUUCCGAGGGGAGACGGAGCAGGGCCAGUCUCAGCUCUGUCCUUGUUUGGCCCUGUUGCAAGGAGGCACAUCUCUCCUGAGGCUGUCCUGUUCCCGAGCUAAUGGUCUGGCAUGAAACCACGCGUAUCGUGCACCUCUUUAUGUGACAAAUAAAGGGCUUUGAUCCUU
Molecule: messenger RNA, 1164 nt
Organism: Cygnus olor (mute swan)
Lineage: Eukaryota; Metazoa; Chordata; Aves; Anseriformes; Anatidae
Gene: MRPS2
Product: mitochondrial ribosomal protein S2
Exons: 4
Coding region: 16-798 (260 amino acids)
Biological process (GO): translation
Cellular component (GO): ribosome; mitochondrial small ribosomal subunit
Molecular function (GO): structural constituent of ribosome
Source: RefSeq, a predicted model, not a curated record